Messenger RNA from Pogoniulus pusillus (Red-fronted tinkerbird), 3260 nucleotides. It is a transcript of the gene L3MBTL3, whose product is annotated as L3MBTL histone methyl-lysine binding protein 3. Gene Ontology annotation, cellular component: nucleus. Bases 180 to 2666 code for a protein of 828 amino acids. Gene Ontology annotation, biological process: negative regulation of DNA-templated transcription. NCBI's taxonomy places the organism in Eukaryota, Metazoa, Chordata, Aves, Piciformes, Lybiidae. Gene Ontology annotation, molecular function: chromatin binding; zinc ion binding; histone binding. The transcript is spliced from 23 exons. The record is from RefSeq and is a predicted model, not a curated record.
CUAGGAGCUCCCCUCGGAGGAGCCGGCCGGGCCGGGCGGGCGGGCGCUUUUGUCCGGGUGGUUCUGCCCGCGGCUGGGGCAGACGCGGACCCGAGCCCGGGUUUCCUGCAGAAAGUUUCAAGUGCAGCAAAAACACGCCGCAAAACUGGCCAAGGAGGGACCUCUGCUGUACAUGCAUCAUGAGUGAACCUGCCUCUAGUGGAAAUGGUCAAGAGUUUGAUGUUUUUAGUGCUAUGGACUGGAAGGAUGGCAUAGGGACUUUGCCAGGAAGUGACCUGAAGCUGAAGGCAGACUACAGCUGCCCAGGGCUGAGGCAUUUUCUGUUCAGAGUGAAUGAAUUUGGGGCCUUGGAGGUGAUCACGGAUGAAAGUGAGAUGGAAAGUGUUAAAAAAGCAACUGCUACCACAACCUGGGUGGUUCCAACUGCUCAAGAAGCCUUUUCAGAAAGGACAGGGAUCUCCACGAGGUUGAAGGAAACUGCAAAAAUGGACAGCCUUGUUUUCUGUGAAAACUGUUACCACUAUGGUACCCUGGAAGAGUUUGUUCCUGAAGGGAGAUUUUGCAGCCAGAGAUGUGCCCAGCAAGGGAAGAACAAAGAAGCAAAGGAGGAGGAGCCCAGCCUGGAAUGCAAUGGGGAAGAUGAUGCCAAAGGCAUUCGGAAAAGGAAAGCAAAGUUGCCUCUGAAGGAAGAGCCCAGGGAGAACGAGGAGAAGAAAGAGAGCCCCGAUGAGACUGAAGACAGACCUGAAGGAAGGAUCUUGAGAGUCUCACAGAGAGCCAGAAGGAAAAGGAAAGGAGAUAUAACAGUUUUGAAACAAACUGUACCCUCUAAAGGAAGGCAAGCUUGGUGCUGGGCAUCCUACCUGGAGGAAGAAAAGGCCAUUGCUGUACCCACUAAGCUUUUCAAAGAGUAUCAGUCUUUCCCAUACAACAAGAAUGGAUUCAAAGCAGGGAUGAAGCUGGAGGGUGUGGAUCCUGAGCACCAGUCCAUGUACUGCGUGCUGACGGUGGCUGAGGUUUGUGGCUACAGAAUACGGCUGCACUUUGAUGGGUACCCAGACUGCUACGAUUUCUGGGUGAACGCUGAUUCCUCAGACAUUCAUCCUGUGGGCUGGUGUGAGAGGACAGGUCACAAGCUUCGUCCACCUAAAGGAUAUAAAGAAGAACAGUUCAGCUGGCCCUCCUACCUGAAGGCAUGCAAGGCUCAGGCUGCUCCUAAGUCACUGUUUGAAAACCAGAAUGCAACAGUGAUCCCAUCGGGAUUCCGCGUGGGGAUGAAGCUGGAGGCUGUGGACAAGAAGAACCCAGCUUUCAUCUGCGUGGCCACGGUGGCAGACAUGGUGGACAAUCGUCUCCUGGUGCACUUCGACAACUGGGAUGAGAGCUACGACUACUGGUGUGAGGCAGCCAGCCCACACAUCCAUCCUGUCGGCUGGUGUAAAGAGCACAAAAGGACUCUCAUUCCCCCACCAGAUUAUCCUCAUGCUAAGCAUUUUUCUUGGGAGAAGUAUUUGGAAGAGACCAGUUCCUUACCUGCACCUGCAAGGGCUUUUAAAGUGAAACCCUCUCAUGGCUUUCAGAAAAACAUGAAGCUGGAAGUGGUUGACAAGAGGAAUCCUGUGUUUAUCAGAGUAGCAACUAUUGUAGAUACUGAUGACUAUAGAAUAAAAGUCCAUUUUGAUGGCUGGGAUAGUAUUUAUGAUUACUGGACUGAUGUAGAUAGCCCUGAUAUCCAUCCUGCAGGCUGGUGCACAAAAACAGGACACUCUCUUCAGCCCCCACUCACUCCCUUGGAAUUGGUGGAAGCUUUAGAGCAUGGAGGGUGUCCCACAGCAGGAUGUAAAGGAGUUGGGUACAUCAAAAGAGCAAGACACAUCGGGCACCACAGUGCAGUCAGCUGCCCCUACUCUGAGAUGAACCUGCACAAAGAGAGACUCGUCCCAGACCGGCUGAGCGGGAAGAUGCCUGUGGCCAGCCCCGUGCCCAGGAGCAGGAGGGUGGAAGCCAGCGAGGGAUCCACCUCCCCUCUCAUCAAUGACAGAAAGUGCCCCAGCCCUGGCCACGCAGCCGUGAAGCCUUCAGCUCACAAUCAAGCACCACCUGGGAAACCUGUGGCUGAAACAACGAGGCAAGAGGAUGCAGAAAGUAGAUCUCCUUGCAGGAAGCCCCUCCUGUGUGAUCUGAAAGAGAAGAAGGCACCUGGUGGACCACCACAAACAAAGGACUCCAUGAAGAGCAGAGAAUGUGAAGAAGAGGGGACAGAAACGAAGCUGCUCAUUGCCAGUGAAGUGAAAGCUGCUGAAGAAGCCCCCCCGCAGCGGCUCCUUUCUCCGCCUGUUAUCCUGGCUUCCAAGCUGCAGAUCCCAGGCCUGCCCCUGCGCUGGGAGCAGCAGAGCAAGCUCCUGCCCAGUGUGGCUGGGAUCCCAGCCAGUAGAGUGUCCAAGUGGAGCACAGAUGAGGUCUCUGAAUUCAUAAGGAGUUUGCCAGGAUGUGAAGAACAUGGCAAGGUGUUCAAAGAUGAGCAAAUUGAUGGAGAAGCAUUUCUGCUAAUGACCCAAUCAGACAUCGUCAAAAUAAUGAGCAUUAAACUGGGACCAGCCCUAAAGAUCUUUAAUUCCAUCCUGAUGUUCAAAGCUGCAGAGAAGAACUCCCACAACGAGCUCUGAAGGCGCCGCAGGUGUGCCGGAGCCAGCGCUGUCCUCUGGAGCUCACCUUCUGUUCAAAGCACAAAGACUGCUGCCGCUGCUGCGGGAGGACUCUCAGAGAGGAAGAAGCAUCCCUGCAGCACUGCUGGGCUGGAGAUGGCCUCCUGGAGCCAGCACACCUCUGAACCCUGCUGGGGGAGCGUUGGAGCUUCUGAGAAGGUGGCUGUGGAGCAACCCAUGGAGUGUUGGGCUCCCUGGCCCCCAAAAAACCCAACCAAAUGAGGCUGCCAGUAGCCAGUCGUGGCUAACGCAGCUCUGUGCCAUAGCUUCAGAAGGAAACCUUUGAUGUUGCCCGAGUGAGGCUUUCUGCUGCAGCAUUUAACUUUGCAGAUUCUAAAGCUGUCUCUUUGCCUGUGACAAAGCCAAACCAAACCUCCUCGGGGUUCCAGCUGUACUCCUUUUUUUGAUAACUGAAUGUUUUUACCUUUGCACGAUGACAAACGUGUCCUGUGAGUUUGGCCACCAGCAUCUCCAAUGUAUUUUACCAAAAAAGUAAUUAAAAGAGCAUUCUAGAGAAGGCUGCAACUGAAAACAAAGAAUAAAAGGUGGACUGCA